UAGAAUCUCCUGUCUCUCUCUCUCGCCAACGCACUUUCCGCCGACGUCAUACUUCUCUUUCCCUCCGCUCUCUCGAAACUUUCUUUGCCUUCUCGAGUCCGAAUUUUGAGUCAGGGUUUCGGAGAUGACGACGAUGGAGAGCUUGAUCGGUCUGGUGAACCGCAUUCAGAGGGCGUGCACGGUGCUGGGCGACCACGGAGGCGCCGACGGCACCCUGCCGACGCUCUGGGAAGCGCUGCCCUCCGUUGCCGUCGUCGGCGGACAGAGUUCGGGGAAAUCGUCGGUAUUGGAGAGCAUCGUUGGGCGCGAUUUUCUGCCCCGUGGUUCUGGUAUCGUGACGAGGAGGCCCUUGGUGCUGCAGCUUCACAAGACAGAGGAAGGCCGUCCAGAAUACGCUGAGUUCCUUCACUUGCCAAACAGGAGAUUCACUGAUUUCUCUCUUGUGCGCAAGGAAAUUCAAGAUGAAACUGACAGGCUAACAGGGAAAACAAAACAAAUUUCUCCUGUCCCCAUUCAUCUUAGCAUUUAUUCGCCAUUUGUUGUGAAUCUAACACUUAUUGACCUUCCUGGUCUAACGAAGGUGGCAGUAGAGGGACAGCCUGAUAGCAUUGUCCAUGAUAUUGAAAAUAUGGUCCAGUCAUAUGUUGAGAAGCCAAAUUGCAUAAUAUUGGCUAUUUCUCCUGCUAAUCAAGAUAUUGCAACAUCUGAUGCCAUCAAACUUGCUAGGGAAGUUGAUCCAACAGGUGAAAGGACUUUUGGAGUAUUGACAAAACUUGAUCUGAUGGAUAAAGGAACAAAUGCACUCGAUGUUCUUGAAGGAAGAGCUUACAGACUUCAGCAUCCUUGGGUUGGUAUUGUUAAUCGUUCGCAAGCAGAUAUUAAUAAGAACAUUGAUAUGAUUGUUGCCAGACGAAAAGAAAAGGAGUAUUUUGCAACUAGUCCAGAGUACUCACAUUUAUCCAGUAAAAUGGGUUCGGAAUAUCUUGCUAAACUUCUUUCAAGGCAUCUGGAGUCUGUAAUCAGGGCACGCAUCCCAAGUAUUACCUCUUUGAUAAACAAAACCAUUGAUGAACUUGAAUCAGAGAUGGAUCACCUUGGUAGGCCCAUCGCUGUGGAUGCAGGGGCUCAAUUGUACACUAUAUUGGAACUUUGCCGUGCAUUUGAUAAGAUAUUCAAGGAGCAUCUAGAUGGAGGGCGUCCUGGUGGUGAUCGAAUUUAUGGGGUAUUUGAUCAUCAACUCCCAGCUGCUUUAAAGAAACUUCCAUUUGACCGACAUCUUUCCCUACAAAAUGUGAGGAAAGUGGUUUCAGAAGCAGAUGGUUAUCAACCCCAUUUGAUUGCUCCUGAGCAAGGUUAUCGUCGCUUAAUUGAGAGUGCUUUGAAUUAUUUUAGGGGCCCAGCCGAAGCAUCAGUUGAUGCUGUGCAUUUUGUUCUUAAAGAGUUGGUGAGGAAGUCCAUAGGGGAGACCCGGGAGUUGAAGAGAUUCCCCUCUCUCCAAGCGGAGCUUGCAGCUGCAUCUCACGAAGCUUUGGAGAGGUUCCGCGAAGAUAGCCGCAAGACGGUAUUGCGGUUGGUUGACAUGGAGGCAUCAUAUUUAACCGUAGAUUUCUUCAGAAAGCUGCCACAGGAGGUGGAGAAAACUGGGAGUCCUGCUGCCCCCACCAUUGAUAGGUACACCGAUGGACACUUGAGGAGGAUAGCUUCAAAUGUUUCGUCCUACAUAUCCAUGGUGUCCCAAACGCUCAAGAACUCGAUUCCAAAGGCAGCAGUCUAUUGUCAAGUUAGAGAAGCCAAGCGCUGUUUGCUCAAUCACUUCUACACACAAGUUGGAAAGAAAGAGGGCAAGCAGCUUUCUCAGCUGUUGGAUGAAGACCCUGCUUUGAUGGAGCGCAGGCUGCAAUGUGCCAAGAGACUCGAGUUGUAUAAAAAUGCAAGAGAUGAAAUUGAUGCGGUAUCAUGGGCUAGAUAAGGUUUCAAUUUUGUAUAGUCUAUUCUCAGAUCCUAUAGGAGUAAUCAGUACCUUAUGUGGCCUUUUAUUGCGCCGUGAGUCUUUCCCUUCCCCCCAUUAUGCAAAAUUUAUUAUGCUCGUUUCCUUGUCAAUUGUUGUUGGCUCGCAUAUUUUGUAUUACUCCUUCGCAUCAUAUGCUUUGUGAAUGGGUGGUAGAGGUUUAAAUUAUGCUUUGUGAGCCUCUGUUAGGCUUAAGUGUAUUAUAUCAUUACCGCUGGUUUUUUAGGGUUUGUCAACCGCUGCUUGUCAAGCCAGUCACCAAUGGCAUCGCACACCUGCUUGUUUUUCUUUUUGGGACUACAUCUCUUUUCCCAACUUAUACGGUGGUAUUUGGGAAUUGUCAUCAGGCUUAACCAUGAUAUCAACCUGUCACAGGUCAUAUCGAUCAUCUCAAUAAAGCUUGCGGCAUGUCCUAUAGUUCCGCGGUGCAACCUUUGUCGUGCCUUAACGCGAACUCGGUAAGUUACGAGCGAUACAGGAGAAGGGGGAAAGAAGGGUCGGUGUGUGAGCCAUACAUCGAUCUCGCUUUUCACGCCACAGAAGCCGAAGCGCCCAAUCUAACGACAACCAAAGCCCCCUC
This is a messenger RNA of Musa acuminata AAA Group (dessert banana), 2588 nucleotides long. Its product is annotated as phragmoplastin DRP1E-like. The transcript has 15 exons. Lineage: Eukaryota; Viridiplantae; Streptophyta; Magnoliopsida; Zingiberales; Musaceae. Bases 125 to 1969 code for a protein of 614 amino acids. Gene Ontology annotation, cellular component: microtubule; cytoplasm; membrane. The record is from RefSeq and is a predicted model, not a curated record. Gene Ontology annotation, molecular function: GTP binding; GTPase activity; microtubule binding.